Molecule: messenger RNA, 2272 nt
Organism: Notodromas monacha
Lineage: Eukaryota; Metazoa; Arthropoda; Ostracoda; Podocopida; Cyprididae
Source: the annotation of a GenBank genome assembly
AAAUGAAUAUUUUGGAAAUUGUCGUAUUUAAAAUUUAAAAAGCCUUUGGAAUCGUAGUUCCUAGCAAUUUAGCAUUAAAGUAUAGAAUUUUUUUAUUUUUUCAAGCGCGGGAAUUUUGCAAUUAUUAUGAAAUGAUUCGAUUUAUUUUUGCCCUGAUCAAUUGUGAACUGCUGUUGAUGUAACUGAACAACAACAAAAGAGCAUUGAAGGAGUGUUAUUGUGAAAUUAAUUUCCACAGCAAUAGAUUUGUGAAGGAAUGGAUUCCGAAGGCAAGAAACCCAGUCUCACUCAAAUAAAAGUUGAAAGCGCAAUCCCCAAAAUUCGGCAAGAAAAACUGAAAUGGAAUGGCUGGGGUUACAAAGAUGCAGGGUUCUUCAUCAGCGACAACUUGGAAGAUACACACUUUGAAGGAGACGGGUAUCCCUUGGAUGGAGAGUAUUUGCCAACUUUUAUGCGCUAUGCAGAAGAAAGACUCGGCAUUGACAAAAACGCUGGACUGGUGAAGCCUGUGGCCCUCCCUUCUGAAGACCAGUAUCCGAUUUCAAAGGCAUCUGAAGAGCUCAAGAAGGAUUUAACGGAUCGGAAGAUUUCAUUUUCCGUCCGAGGGGAAGACAGGUUGAUCAGAUCACAUGGUCACACCCUGAGGGAAAUUUAUGCCUUGAGAAACGGUCAGAUCAAACGGAUUCCGGACAUCGUUGUUUGGCCAGAAUGUCACCAAAACGUGGUGGACUUGGUGAAACUGGCGGACGAACGGAACGUGGUCAUCAUCCCGUUCGGCGGCGGAACAAGCGUCACUUUGGCAGUAGAAUGUCCAGAACAUGAACAACGUCCGAUUCUUUCUUUGGACACUUCUCAGAUGAACAAGAUCCUGUGGAUUGACCGAGAAAAUCUCGUGGCCCGAUUCGAAAGUGGAAUCAUAGGUCAGGACUUGGAGCGGGAAAUGAACAAGUUGGGCUACACUGUUGGACACGAACCUGAUUCUCUGGAAUUUUCCAGCUUGGGAGGUUGGGUAGCAACAAGGGCUUCGGGAAUGAAGAAAAGCGUCUACGGAAACAUAGAGGACUUGAUCGUACACUUCACUGCAGUUACGCCGAAGGGAGUCGUGUCAAAGUCCUGCUCAGUUCCUCGGAUUUCAUCCGGACCAGAUUUGCACCAAUUCUUUCUGGGUUCCGAAGGAACUCUUGGUGUUAUAACGGAAGUCACCCUGAAAAUCCGCCCAUUGCCGGCUGUUAAAAAAUUCGGUUCCUUGGCGUUCCCCAGCAUAGAAGCUGGUGUGAAUUGUCUCCGGGAAAUCGCGGCCAAGAAAAUAUUCCCGGCAUCAAUUCGUCUGAUGGACAACAACCAAUUCGUGUUCGCACAUGCGAUUAAGCCGCAAAUGGGUUCAUUGAAGAAGAUGAUGGAUUCGCUCAAGAAGACCUACUUGGCCUACUUCAAGGGAUUCGAUCUUUCGGAAAUGGCGGUGGCGACUCUGCUCUUUGAGGGCGAGUGUCCUGAGACAGUGAAGCUCCAGGAAAGGAAGGUGCUGGAAAUUGCGGCCAAACAUGGCGGACUACCGGGUGGUGAAGAAAAUGGGAAGAGAGGAUACCUGCUCACCUUCGUCAUUGCUUACAUUCGGGAUGCGGGGUUUGAUCUCGGGAUUCUGGCAGAAUCGUUUGAAACCUCAGUGCCAUGGGACAGAGUCAUGAUCGUUUACAACAACGUCAUUCAAAGGAUGAAGAGUGAAUGUUCCAAAAGAGGAAUCAAGACACCGAGCCUGAGUUGCAGAGUUACGCAAUCCUACGAAGCUGGUGCCGCCAUGUAUUUUUAUUUUGGAUUUGAAUACCGCAGCUUGAAUGUCGAAGAUCCCGUUGGACUGUACGAGGAAAUUGAGCAUAAUUUGCGAGAUGAAGUUAUGAGAUGCGGAGGCAGCAUUUCUCAUCAUCACGGCGUCGGGAAGCUGAGAAAGCAAUUCAUGGAGCGAAGUGUGUCAAAGCCUGGGGUUGAAUUGUUGCGGGGACUCAAGAAAGCAGUGGAUCCGAAAAAUAUCUUCGCUUCUGGAAACCUGAUUGAUUUCAACAACCCCGACACAACUGAUGAAAACCAUGAACUUAUGUCCAAGCUAUAACCAUAUCAUCAUAAAGAGACCCAUUACUAAAUGAAAUAUAUUCCUUACGAAGUGAAGACUGUAUGCAAAGCAUUUUCUGUUGCACAUUCUUCUUAUUGAAAACUGGAUACACUGUAUCAUCUGCUGGGCUAUUAAAAUAUCGUCUGUGGACUCCUUCACGGCUGAUCA